Ochotona curzoniae (black-lipped pika) is the source of this 765-nucleotide messenger RNA. RefSeq names its product coiled-coil domain-containing protein 7-like. Bases 118 to 765 code for a protein of 215 amino acids. The transcript has 7 exons. NCBI's taxonomy places the organism in Eukaryota, Metazoa, Chordata, Mammalia, Lagomorpha, Ochotonidae. The record is from RefSeq and is a predicted model, not a curated record.
AGUUCUCUUGGGCGGCUGAGGCGCGGGCCGCCCUUGCUGACAGCGCACCUGCUGCUUUGCUUGGGAAGAAUCCAUUUUUCCAUCCAUCUGUAAUGUAGAAGCUAAGUCAGAAAUAAGAUGAAACCAUCGAAGCAGUUAGCUACUAGCAGCAACACACUGCCAAGUGCUUCAGAACCAGCUAAUAAGAAGGGACAACUGAAUUCAUCUCCACAACCAAAAGAAAAAUGCAGUGAAAAAUUAGUAGAUAAUAAAAUUGAACCAAUGGCCUUAAGAGCUCCACCACUGACAACUGAAUCCCUCACACAGUACGCUUUGCCUGCUCCAUUAAAUAAGACGAAACAAUUUGUCAUGAAGGAUGAAAGGAUCAAGGCAGCUGCUAAACACCUGGAGAUGCUUGUUUCUAGUUUGGAAGAAACCUAUGGGACUCGCAAUAAGAAAGGAGGAAAAGCAGCAAUGAAGUCUGAUAAUGAAGAAUUAAAUUUGUCUGUCGGGGAUGACAUGAAUUUGUUCUUGCAACGUUGUUCACAGUUGGCAACUCAACUCGAAGAUGCAGUUAGGGAAGAACACAAUGUUUUGGACACUGUUUUUAAGUGGUUUCAGCAACAGGUCAAUCAGAUGGAGGAGAUAAGUAAAGAUCAAACUCCUCUGGAAGAACUCUUAGCACCUGAUCCAACAGUCAGUUCAAACAUUACACAAACAUUAAGGCACGAGCAGAAAUUGGAAGAAUUGAGAAAUCGUCUUCAACAGGUUUCUGAAUUUCUGUGA